AUGGCGAGGGAGAGCGAUAGCGCCCAAGACAUGUUGCUGUCGUCCCCGGAGCCUGAGCCAGGCCGUGACGAGCCGCAUAGCAGCCCGCACGACCACGAGCUCGGGGAGCGCUCGGCGAAGAGGCACAAGGGCGCCAAUGAGUCGUCUCAGGCGUCUGGUGCAUGUCGUGUUCGCAAAGUCAAAUGUGACAAGAAGAGGCCAUGUGCCCUGUGUCGAGCCAGCGGUGUCGUCUGCGAGUAUCUCGGGGACUCGUCAGACAAGAUAACGCUUGAGUCUGCUACAAACAGCAUCCUCGAGAAACUAGACCAUCUUCGGCAAGAGUUGGAGACUGUAAAACAGGCUACCUCGUCUCAACAUCCGCAGGAAAACACCUUUCAUGAUGAUGAGGCCAUGCGAGGGCGGUUCCCACGGCCAUCACUCCAAGAAAGCGCUCCGCACCUUGUAGAUGCUGUCCGCACCCGCUCAGAGAUCUCCUUUGAGCCGUCAAGGGACUUCCUACGUAUCCCUCCACAUCGCGCCAGCGCAGACACAAUCCUUCGAUGGGGCAUCUGGCAGAAAAAGUACCCGCCAAAUGCUCUCAUUGGUGUUCUCUUCAGUGCAGAUCAUCGUGAUCGGAAUUCCACAGGCAGGACGCCGGUUCCUGAUCUCAUCGCCUCGGCAAGAGGGCUCGUUCAUCUAAACGAGGAGCAGAUCCCGUCACUUGUCGACUGUUUUCUUACUAAUGUGUACACCAAAAACCCGAUUCUGGAUGUCGAGUCCCUUGUUAAGCACAGCCGAAGAUGCUCAGAACACGGAAUGGGCUGGGGCGGUUGGUCCUGUCUUGUUCUCAUGGCCUGCGCACUUGGUGCCGUUUCAAAACCUUUCGAUAGAGCACUACCCAACGGCCACUCUCCUACUCAUGAGAGAGCGCCUCGGCAGACAUCCAACACUUCGGUCGGUCUUCAUUCCCAGGACCUGCAGUUGGGCGAUUCUUGCUUCACCCUCGCGUGCCGACGACUCGGAUCGCUCAAGUACUCACUCCUGGCCUCUCAAUGUCACUUCUUCGCCGGUGUCUACCUAAUGUAUACGUUACGGCCCCUCGAGGCCUGGCAUUAUUUCUACCAAGCGUCUCUCUUCUGCCAGUUCGAUCUUCGCAUGACACAUGGUCUCUCCGAUACCUUUGCAGAGGUUCUGGGCGCGCCGCCGCCACACACUCUUGAUUCAGCAGGCCGCAAAGCCCGCCGUCUCGAGCAGAGCCUCUACUGGUCUUGCUUCAAGUCGGAGUGCGAGUUCCGCGUAGAGCUUCCCCUCCCCCAGUCCGAAAUCAGCCUUGGCGAAUAUCCGAACCUGUUUCCUUCCCCGCCAUCUCCUGUUCCCAUGAAUGCAGACGCGGGCACGACCGACGACGGCGGCGGGAUCCUGGGCAAUGGCGGCAGCCACUCUCAUCUGACCCCCGAGCAACUGGAGCUCCGACAACACUCACAGCGCCUCUGCAACGAAGAAGAGAGCUGGUACUACUACCUCACCGAGAUCGCCCUCCGCCGCAUUGGGAACCGCAUCAUCAACACCUUCUUCCACGACCCGGACCAGUCCGCAUGGCUCCACAACAUCCGUCCCCUCCUUCGCAUCGGCCAGGAAUUCGAAAGCCAGAUAUCCUCCUGGUCCGCCCAUCUCCCCCGCGCCAUGCAGACCUACGAAAGCGAAUCCGUCAUCCGGGCCCCCCACCUGGACUACUCAAACGAGCGGGCCAGCGGCCACGUCUCCCGCGAGCUCAGCUGGGCCAUCGACAACCGCCUCCUCGAGAUGCAGACCUGGCUGUACCAGCCGUUCCUCUACUACCUCUGCCACGCGGGCCAGUCGCGCCGCAACAACUCCGCCUCCGCCUCGACCCCCACGAGCAACAACCCCGUCACGAGCCUCCUCAACCCGUGGUCCCCGGCCGCGAGCUCAACCCCCUCAAUGGACUACAUCGCCGCCGGGCAGCAGCACAGCCAGCACCACCACCACCACAUGUCCGGCACCAACAACGCCGCCGCCGCCGCCCAGGCGCUCGCACUGGACAUCGAUGACCUGCCCAUCCUGCACUCCCUCAUCCGCUCCGGCAUAGACUGCUCGCUCAAGACGAUCGACGUGCGCGCCCGCUGGCACCGCCACCACGGGCUCUGGUUCGACCUGCGCGCCAUCAUGAGCGCCUCGCUCACCCUCCUCGCCGUCGUCAAGAGCGGCAAUGUGGCCUGGAUCCCCGGCGGGGACGAGACGUUGUGGGGCGUGAGCACGCCGGGCGAGGGCAUGGGCGUGACGGCGCCGAUAGGGGGCAAGCUGGGCAAGGUGCUCGAGCAGUUCGACUUCUGGGCCGCCGAGGCGCCGGACAUGCCGCGGUAUCGCCAGGUGCUGGAGUCGGUUGUGAGGGAGGUGAGGGGGUCGUGA
Molecule: messenger RNA, 2406 nt
Organism: Clonostachys solani
Lineage: Eukaryota; Fungi; Ascomycota; Sordariomycetes; Hypocreales; Bionectriaceae
Source: the annotation of a GenBank genome assembly